Molecule: messenger RNA, 321 nt
Organism: Rotaria sp. Silwood2
Lineage: Eukaryota; Metazoa; Rotifera; Eurotatoria; Philodinida; Philodinidae
Source: the annotation of a GenBank genome assembly
AUGAAAAAUAUUGUUCAUUACCAUAAUAUAAAAAUGAUAACGUAUGUUGAAUUUUCAUCAUAUCCACUUGAUGAGUAUGAAAGUCCAUUUUCAUUUACAAAAGUUGAUAUUAUUCUUGAUGCAAAUUGGAUUAAUUUAUGCAAACACUUUAUGAAUUAUAUCUUUUUGAAAAAAUAUAUGGAGUUUGGUGAUUCUAAUCCAUUACAACCAAUUGAUUUAAAAUCAUCAGCAAUGAAACGAGUAAAAAAAUCUUAUGAAAGAUGUCUAUAUACAACUGCAAAAUAUCCACCAAAUAUACAAGGGCUCAAUAUGAUGCAGUAG